UAAUCUCUCUGAGACAUGUUCUUUUUUUACAUUUCCUGAAUCUUCUUUGUUGCAGAGUCAAUUCAUUGAAUCGAUACUCUUCGACCUUAAGACUAUGGACUGUUUACGCAGAAACAAAUGCCAGUCGCAAAGAUUUGCCAGGCUUCCGUGUCCACCACCUACCGGAGGAUGGAAACGGCCAUCAAAAGACUUGAGUUAUCCAGUGACGAUUGAUACGGUUCAAGAAUUGGGUGAAAAUUCACUUUUUAUUAAGUGGAAUGUUCACAAUUUUGGUAAUAUCGGUGGUUAUGAAAUUUUCCUCGAUGGAUACUUGACUAAUCGUUAUUUCAACUGCCUUCAUCGAGCAGCUGUUAUUUGUGAAGUCGAUCUUCGCUGUCCUCACAGGAUAAUCCUACGCGCUCAACCACUUCUUCCACUAAGAAAUUCAUCAUGCUUCCACUUAUCAACUGCAAAUACAAAACGUCCUUCGAAUGCCACAACUACUACCACUACUCAUCUUGAAGCAAGUUGUCCACAAUCAGAUGGUUCUGUUUGGUAUCCAAGUGUCUAUCAUUUUGAACCAAAUUUAUAAUCAUCUUCAUCAGCACCAACAAAUGCGGGUCUUUAUUGAUCACUGCUCUUUAAUGUGCUGUUUAAAUACUAGUCAAAAAAAUUAUGUUUAAAAUUAAAAAUAAUGAAAAUGAAAAAAAAAUGUUUGAGUAAAAUAUGUUGUGUAGAAAAACAAAAAAAAAUUAUAAAAUUAUUUAAACAAUACAAAUCACAAACGCAUUUUUGAAAAAUAAGAACAAAAUCUAUGGCUAGAAGUAAUUGAAAAUUGAUGUAUACCCGUAAGCUAUUGAAACGAAGAAAAAGCAAAGUGCCUUAAUUUUAAAAUAUUUUAUUUUAUUUAAAUUUAAUUUGUUGUUAAUUUAAAAUCUAAACUAAAAAAACUUAACUUUUAAUUUAUUUUUAUUCGCUUUGAUUUGUUUAUUUUGUUUGCCAGUACAAUAUACGACAUACAUACAACAUUUAAUUCUAAAAUACUUUUUAAAGUAUAAAUAAAUACAUGAAGAACUGUGCUUGAUAAUUUCUACUCAUAUUAGUUUUUAAGUUUUCUUUUGUAGUUUCUUAUUGUUUAAAAAAUUUACAUUCAUAAUUUUCGUUUUUUAUAUUUUCAAUGAAAACCCAUUUUCUUAGAGCUUCCAUACGUAAUUUGUUUCUUUCAAAUGGAUGAGAAUUUUCAAAAACCUUUAUAAACAAAACAAAACAAAAAAAAAACAAAUAUUUAAAUUGUCCUAUGUUGUAAAUAAUAUUAUUUAGUUUAUCAUGCAUUCAUUAUACAUAACAACAAAAUAAUUAUACCUAAAUAUGAUUAAGUGAAAAAAAGUUAAAGAAAAAAGUAUUUAAUCUCCACUAUGGUCAUUUAUUUGCAUGCAUUACACAAACAACAACAAAAAAGGAAAAUCAUUCUUAACUGUUUUAAAUUAAUAACAAACAAAAAUAAAGAUUUUUUUCUUAAAAAUGCAUUACACAAUAA
This is a messenger RNA of Eupeodes corollae, 1516 nucleotides long. RefSeq lists its product as uncharacterized. Bases 95 to 571 code for a protein of 158 amino acids. The record is from RefSeq and is a predicted model, not a curated record. Lineage: Eukaryota; Metazoa; Arthropoda; Insecta; Diptera; Syrphidae. The transcript is spliced from 2 exons.